This is a messenger RNA of Microtus oregoni (creeping vole), 4425 nucleotides long. It is a transcript of the gene Rev1, whose product is annotated as REV1 DNA directed polymerase. Gene Ontology annotation, molecular function: damaged DNA binding; deoxycytidyl transferase activity; DNA-directed DNA polymerase activity. Bases 364 to 4125 code for a protein of 1253 amino acids. Lineage: Eukaryota; Metazoa; Chordata; Mammalia; Rodentia; Cricetidae. The record is from RefSeq and is a predicted model, not a curated record. Gene Ontology annotation, biological process: error-free translesion synthesis; error-prone translesion synthesis. Gene Ontology annotation, cellular component: nucleus. The transcript is spliced from 24 exons.
GCGAGCGGAUCCCGGGCAGCGGGCCGCAGCAGGGACGGGAGGGGGAAGCCGGCCGGGCGCGCGCUGUAGCUGGCUAGCAGGGCGGAGGGGGAGGGGCGGGAGGCGCGAGGCGGGCGCCGUGACUGCGGGAGCGUGGGCCGCGGCGCUGUGCGGCUCUGCGACCGGCUGCCUUCCCCGACGUUUGUCCCGGCCGCGGCGAGGGCAGUGUGUGGCGGCGGCGGCGUCGGCCCCCGCGAGAGGCCCGAAGAAGCGGCUGGGCCCGGGCAUGGUGGCCUGGGGUGGCGCGGAAGGUCCUUUGAGGUCAGUCGGUACCAAUUCGUGUAUCUUGUCAUGAAACUUUACUCCUUUUUAUGAAGCUCCACCAUGAGGCGAGGUGGAUGGAGGAAGCGAGCUGAAAAUGAUGGCUGGGAAAAAUGGGGUGGGUACAUGGCUGCCAAAGUCCAGAAGCUGGAGGAACAGUUCCGGUCAGAUGCUGCUAAGCAGAAGAAGGAUGGGACACCAUCUGCAAUAUUUAGUGGAGUUGCCAUCUAUGUCAAUGGAUACACAGAUCCUUCUGCUGAGGAAUUGAGAAAUCUAAUGAUGUUGCAUGGAGGUCAAUACCAUGUAUAUUAUUCUAGAUCCAAAACAACACACAUUAUUGCUACAAACCUUCCUAAUGCCAAAAUUAAAGAAUUAAAGGGGGAAAAAGUAAUUCGACCAGAAUGGAUUGUGGAAAGCAUCAAGGCUGGGAGACUCUUGUCCUACAUUCCAUAUCAGCUAUACAGCAAGCCAUCCAGUGCACAAAAGAGUCUCAACUUCAGUUCUGUUUGCAAGCCUGAGGAACCAGUGCCGGGUCCAAGCAAUAUAGCCAAACAUCUCAACAACAGGGUAAAUCACAUAAUUAAGAAGAUUGAGACAGAAAAUGAAGUGAAAGCAAAUGGACUGAACAGUUGGAAUGAAGAAGAUGCAGAUGAUGGUUUUAGUUUUGUGGAUCUGGAACAGACAUUUUCAGGAAGGAAACAAAAUGGAAUAUCGCAUCCCAGAGACACCUCUGCCAUUUUUAAUGGACAUGCUCAUAGCUCUAAUGGUGCCUUAAAGACACAGGAUAGCUUGGUGCCUGUGGGCAAUAGUGUUGCUAGCAGGCUUUCUUUAGAUUCUGCCCAGGAGGAGAAGAGGGCAGAGAAGAACAGCACCGACUUCAGAGACUGUACAGUACAGCAGUUGCAGCAGAGCACCAGAAAUACAGAUGCUUUGCGGAGUCCACACAGAACUAAUUCCCUCUCACCUUCUUUGCACAGUAACACUAAAGUCAAUGGUGCUCACCACUCCACUGUUCAGGGGCCUUCAAGCACAAAAAGCACUUCUUCUGUUCUGACUCUUAGUAAGGUAGCGCCUUCAGUGCCAUCGAAACCAUCAGACUGCAAUUUUAUCUCAGAUUUCUAUUCUCGUUCAAGACUGCAUCACAUCUCAACAUGGAAGUGUGAAUUGACUGAGUUUGUCAAUACCCUACAAAGACAAAGUAGUGGUACCUUUCCAGGAAGGGAAAAGUUAAAAAAAAUGAAAACAGGCAGGUCUUCCCUUGUUGUAACUGACACAGGCAAUAUGUCAGUAUUGAGCUCACCCAGACAUCAGAGCUGUGUAAUGCAUGUUGAUAUGGAUUGCUUCUUUGUGUCAGUGGGUAUACGAAAUAGACCAGAUCUCAAAGGAAAACCAGUGGCUGUUACCAGUAACAGAGGCACAGGAAGGGCGCCUUUACGUCCUGGUGCUAACCCCCAGCUGGAGUGGCAAUAUUACCAGAAUAAAAUCAUGAAAGGAAAAGCAGCAGAUAUACCAGAUUCAUCAGUAUGGGAGAAUCCAGAAUCUACACAAACAAAUGGAAUUGAUUCUGUUUUAUCAAAAGCUGAAAUUGCUUCUUGUAGUUAUGAAGCCAGACAAUUUGGCAUUAAGAACGGAAUGUUUUUUGGGCAUGCUAAACAGUUAUGUCCUAAUCUGCAAGCUGUUCCAUAUGAUUUUCAUGCAUACAAGGAAGUUGCCCAAGCAAUGUAUGAAACAUUGGCAAGCUACACACACAGCAUUGAAGCUGUCAGUUGUGAUGAAGCCUUACUGGACAUUACUGACAUCCUUGCAGAGACUAAACUUACUCCUGAUGAAUUUGCAACUGCCCUCCGAAUGGAAAUCAAAGACAAGACUAAAUGUGCUGCCUCUGUUGGAAUUGGUUCUAAUAUACUUCUUGCUAGAAUGGCAACUAGAAAAGCAAAGCCAGAUGGGCAGUACCACCUGCAACCAGACGAAGUAGAUGAUUUCAUCAGAGGUCAGCUCGUUACUAACCUACCAGGAGUUGGACGUUCAAUGGAAUCUAAGCUAGCAUCUUUGGGAAUUAAAACUUGUGGAGAUUUGCAGUGUAUGGCUAUGGCAAAACUCCAGAAAGAAUUUGGCCCCAAAACAGGUCAGAUGCUAUAUAGGUUCUGCCGUGGUCUGGAUGAUAGGCCUGUCAGAACUGAGAAGGAAAGGAAGUCUGUGUCAGCUGAGAUCAACUACGGAAUAAGAUUCACCCAGCCAAAAGAAGCAGAAGCUUUCCUUCUGAGUCUUUCAGAAGAAAUUCAAAGACGACUUGAAGCUGCUGGCAUGAAGGGCAAACGUCUUACUUUGAAAAUCAUGGUACGGAAGCCAGGGGCCCCUGUAGAGACUGCAAAAUUUGGAGGCCAUGGAAUUUGUGAUAACAUUGCCAGGACUGUAACUCUGGACCAGGCAACAGAUAGUGCAAAAGUAAUUGGAAAGGCUAUUCUCAACAUGUUUCAUACGAUGAAGCUAAAUAUAUCAGAUAUGAGAGGGGUUGGUAUUCAAGUGAAUCAGUUGGUCCCUACUAAUCCAAAUUCUUCCACAUGUUCAAGUCGCCCAUCAGUUCAGUCAAGCCUCUUCCCUGGUCUAUCACAUUCUGUCCAUGAUCUCUUCCAAGUUCAGAAAGCUAAGAAAUCCACAGAAGAGGAACAUAAGGAAGUAUUUCUGGCUGCUGUGGAUCUGGAAGUAUCCUCUGCUUCUAGAGCUUGUACUUUGUUGUCACCCUUUUCUACACAUCUGGCAGCCACUGUCAGUACUGACACUAACAGAGGCGAGUGUUCAAGGAAAUGGAAUGGCCUGCAUUCUCCUGUCAGUGGACAGUCGAGACUUAAUCUGAGUAUAGAGGUUCCAUCACCAUCCCAGAUUGAUCAGUCUGUUUUAGAAGCACUACCACCUGAUCUCCGGGAACAAAUACAACAAGUUUAUGCUGCUCAACAAGGAGAGCCACGUAGUACUAAGAAGAAAGAACCAGUAAAUGGUUGCAGUUCAGGAGUGUUGCCACAUCCUGUUGGCACAGUUCUGUUACAAAUACCAGAGUCUCAAGAAUCUAAUAGUAACACCGGAAUCAACGUCAUAGCCCUUCCAGCAUUUUCUCAAGUGGACCCUGAUGUCUUUGCUGCUCUUCCAGCUGAGCUUCAAAAAGAGCUGAAAGCAGCAUAUGAUCAAAUACAAAGGCAGGGAGAGGACACCGCUCAUCAACAGACAGCAAUUACACCUGUGCCGAAGAAUCCUUUACUUCAGCUAAAGCCACCAUCAGGGAAAGACAAGCGAAACAAGAAGAAGAACCCCAGUGCUUCUCCCAGAAAGAUUCAGAGUCCUUUGAAAAAUAAGCUGCUUAGCAGUCCUGUAAAAUCUCUGCCAGGGGCCUGUGGGAGCCCCCAGAAGUUAAUGGAUGGUUUUCUAAAACAUGAAGGAAUAGCUGCCGAGAAACCCCUGGAAGAAUUCUUAGUUUCCACCUCUGGUGUGCAGAACUCAUCUAAUUUGCAGCCCAACCAGACCAACUGUGUUAGACCUGCAGCACCCAACUUAGCUGGAGCUGUUGAGUUCGGUGAUGUGAAGACCUUGCUCAAAGAAUGGAUAACUACUAUCUCAGAUCCAAUGGAAGAAGAUAUCCUGCAAGUUGUGAAAUACUGUACUGACCUUAUAGAGGAAAAAGAUUUGGAAAAAUUAGAUCUAGUUAUAAAAUACAUGAAAAGGCUGAUGCAGCAGUCGGUGGAGUCAGUUUGGAACAUGGCGUUCGACUUUAUUCUUGACAAUGUUCAGGUGGUUUUACAACAGACUUACGGAAGCACACUGAAGGUUACCUAAAUGUUCCAGAGAGCCUGGUGCUCUCUGCUAGCUGUACCAGCAGUGAUGACGUGAGGUAUUUGCAAAGUGCAUGAUAGUGAUGCUCUGAGUUUUUUAUAAUUUUAAAUUUCUUUUUAAGCAAGUGUUUUGUACAUUUCUUUUCAGAAAGUGCCAAAUUUGUCAGUAUUGCAUGUAAAUAAUUGUGUUAAUUCUUUUACUUGUAGCAUAGAUUCUAUUUACAAAACGUUUGUUUAUAAAGUUUUAUGGAUUUUUACAGUGAAGUGUUUACAGUUGUUUAAAUAAAGAACUGUAUGUAUAUUU